Messenger RNA from Tetrahymena thermophila SB210, 978 nucleotides. Its product is annotated as short-chain dehydrogenase/reductase family protein. The record is from RefSeq and is a predicted model, not a curated record. The transcript has a single exon. Lineage: Eukaryota; Ciliophora; Oligohymenophorea; Hymenostomatida; Tetrahymenidae.
AUGUACGCAAUUAGAGCAAUUCAAUUCAUUAUUAAAGGCAAAUCAGAAUUCACAAAUAAAGGUUUUGCAAAAAAUAAAGUAAACUUUAAUGAAAAAGACACACAAGUUGAUUUAUCAGGUUAACACAUAAUCAUUACAGGCGCUAAUAGCGGUAUAGGGUAUUCAGCAGCUUUAUAAUUAGCACAAAAGGGAGCUUUUAUUCACUUGGUAUGCCGUAACAAGUAAAGAGGAGAAGAAGCUUUGUAAAACCUUUAAAAAGAAAUUUCAAACAACAAAAAUGUCCAACUCCAUUUAUGCGAUAUGAGUGACUUUUCUUCUAUCAGAAAGUUUGUAGAUGAAUAUAAUUAAUUAGGUGUAACACUUGAUGGGCUAGUUUAAAAUGCAGGUACUAUGAUUCAUGAACGUUAAACUACAAAGGAUGGUCUUGAGUACAACUUUGCUACUAAUGUUGCAGGUGUAUUUUUGAUGAAUGAGCUAUUCGUUCCUUUACUUGAAAAAACCUACAAGCAAACCUAAAGAAAUCCUAAGAUUAUUCUAGUUAGCAGUGGAGGUAUGUACACAUAAAAGCUUGAAGCAGACGAUUUAAAUAUGUCAAAAGAAAAGAAAUUCGAUGGAUAAGCUUAAUAUGCUAAAAACAAAAGACAGUAAGUAGUUUUGUGUGAAAAAUGGACUAAAUUAUAUACCCAAUCCAAAGGUAUUUAAUUCUAUUCAAUGCAUCCAGGAUGGGUAGACACUCCUGUUUUACCUCAAGCUAUGCCAGACUUUUAUAAAAGAUUUAAGGAUGAUUUAAGAAAAUGCGAAGAAGGUUCAGAUACCAUAUUCUGGUUAUAAUGCAUGCCCGCAUCUAGAUUAGAAAGUGGUGGAUUUUAUUUUGAUAGAAAAUCAGUACCAAAACAUUUAUCAAUAGCUUGCACUUCUCAUGAUUAAAAGGAAGUUGAUAAAUUAUACAAUAAAUUAGUUGAUAUCACAAAAAUUUGA